GGAUGCGCGCGCCUGAUCGAACCUUAUAAGAGCGAUGUGGCGCGUCUGACUCGAAGAAUCUUGUUCCUUCCACUUUUGCGCGAGUACCGAGCGGUGAAUUCCAGCCAAAGCAGAAGCAGUACCCAGCAGAACCACCACGAGGUCCACUGAUCAGUCCUGCUUACCGUCAGACGUCGAUACAAUUCAGCACUUGUUUGCGCUCUUCAAUUGGAACUCUCAAUAGGCUGUUUGCGCUCUUGGAUAUCUCAAGACUCCGUUUUUUUUUUAAUAAAAAAUAGAAGAUGCCCAUGAUCACCAACACGCUGUUUUUCAUCCUGCUUGCCCUAGCGGUCUUCCAUGUAUUCGCUUCCUCGACAAAUCAACAGAAGCGAUCUGCUGAUGGAGAAGAAGAAGUUCGUUACUGUCAGGGACGAACGCCUUGUGGUUGGGCGCUGUACAAUAAAACUAAUCGGUUCAUCUAUGACUAUAUGAGGAACAGAUGUAUCUGUGAGGGUGCCAAGAAAUGUCAUCGAGACCAGGAUGAUAUCUCUAUUUCUUCAUAUGUUUAUCGCUGCAAAUUAGAGGAUACAAAGCCGGGAGAUGCGCAGAAUACACCGGCAACUUUCCCAGAAUCUUGAUUUUAUUUGAAACCAUAAGCAUUUAGACGUAACUGGCAAACUAAACUAUCUGUUUCUAUGAAAGCUUUUUCACAUUGUCCUUUGACAAGAAAUAUGAUUAUUAUUACUCGCAAUUUACUGCAAAACACAGGAUUGGAUGACCGUAACAUCUAGGAAAUGAUAUUGAUAUUAAUUUGUUCAUUUCCGUCUUUGAAAUAUAUUCUCACAUAGGCUGAACGUACACAUCCCUAUAGUUGUGUUAGUACUAGGCAUAAACGCAAACGUUAAUGCGAGUAUUAGGUGUUAAUAUUUUGCUAAUAGCUACUAACUGUUUUACACAAAAGGUUUCCAAGUACGUCUAUUUUAAAAUUAGGCAUGGUUAAGACAAGACUGAGUGUGGAUUGUGAUUUUUUAAUGUAAGAAUGAAUCAUUUUUUAGCUAGGUAGGCACAUUUGAUUUAUAGUUGUCGUGCAUGAUAAAGUGCAAUUGACAUAUAUUCAAUAAAAGAUAUUUGCUGUACUUAAGAACCAGAGGCGGAUUUAGGAAUCUGUCUAUGGAGAGCGCAGCGGUGGUUGAACAGCGAUUCUGAAUGCAUAUGUAUUUGUAACAAUUGGAAAGCGGGGAGUGGGAUACGUCUAGGUGGUCGCACGUCUCACAAUUCAGGUCUAGCUAGGUAAUUUUACACUAAGAUACAGCAAUAUAUACAAUUUCCUUGAAAAAAAAACUGGCAGACAGUCGAUACGAGCGCCUCCUUCGCCUGUCUCCCCCCUCCUCAAAAUCCGCCAAUGUUAAGGACAAAUUAAAUUAUCGGAAGAAUGCAUUGAAAACCGAUAAAUUAAAAUUUUUGAAAAUUACAUCAUAUUGUAUCAAAAAAGUAAUACUUCAGACUCUGGUCUCUAUCGGGGAAACAAAUGAAGAUGUUCCCAAUUCAUUAACGCUAUUUAUUUUGAUGUUUUGUGUUUUUAUAUCAUAUUCUUAACUAUUGUCAAUUUUUACUUUUUACAGUUAAUACUUGAUUUUAGAAAAACUCAUGUUAUCCGGAAAUCGAUAGUUUAUAACGUUUAUGAUAGCGUGGUAGUUGACGAAAAACUGCUCCCAUGGAUUUUUAAAUACAGUUUUGAAUUCACGACAUUUCCUGACUUUAUGGAAGGAACAAAAAGUAAAGAGGAAAUCUAAGUUUUAAGAGUAAGUACUUUAUUGUUUCUGUUUGCCUUUUUAAUUUGUCGAAUUUCCUGUUCGUGCAGUUGUAUGUUUCAAUUUCAAAAAACAGAGUUCGUCGUUAUUACCGACUGGCAAAUUCUGUACUAGUAUCUAAUGAACAUUUAUUCAGAUGACACUUGAACCUCAUUCGUUCCAUACCUACAUCCGCAUUUUCGUAGAGAUCAUGUCAUUAUCGCACAAAUCAAGUUGGGUAUACAAUUUACUACUUUCAGUAUUUUAUAAGCGUAUUGUGUAGCGUAUAAUGUAGAUUUAAGUGUAGACAUAAAGUACAAAAAAUAAUGAGGAUCCUAUGCAUAUUUCCAUAAGAAGAUAUGUAUUCUAUACAAGUGUUUAUUUAUGUGAAUAUGUAGAGGUGCAUCAAUAUUUUUUGUUUAUAACACUGUUGUAAACUAACACAUAGUAAAAUCGUUCACAUAUAGACAAAUUGUAGUAUUUAUAUGUUCUAUACUCUUAUGUAUGUCUAUCGUUUAAAUUUCUAUUAUUUACAUUUCUUCAUGUAAAACGAAUCUUACUUGAGUUUAUAGGUUAAUUAUUAUGUAUAAGCUAAUUAUAUCUAGGAGUUCAGCGCAUUUUCAUCUACAAAAUGUUUUAGCUUUCACUGGUCCAUGACAUAAUAUUUUUCUCUGUACAAAAUACUUAUAAUGCAAAUAGUACCAGCUCUAUACCAUGUAUGUUAGUUCGUAUAAGAUUGACAAAUAAAUUUUAUGACCACA
Molecule: messenger RNA, 2530 nt
Organism: Acanthoscelides obtectus
Lineage: Eukaryota; Metazoa; Arthropoda; Insecta; Coleoptera; Chrysomelidae
Source: the annotation of a GenBank genome assembly